CGAAAAUGAGUUUCCAGCUGGCCACCAUCACAUGGCACACAGCAUCAUCACCGGUGAAAAGGGUUGAAUCCUGGCUUGACCGGACGGCUGGCUGGGUAUGCCACUCAUAUAUGUGCGGCAUGGCUUCUGACCAUCAUCGUAGGGCAGCACUGUGGACUGUGUUGAUGUGGAGAGAGACAGAGAUAGUCUGGGUCAGGUAAAGUGCGGCGUGGUGGUGGGUUUAUCGGUUGUGUUAUUGUUGUACGAGAUUGGAUACAAGCUGCCACUGCUGCUGCUGCUGUUGCUGCUACUGCCACUGCUUGCUGUUUACCGGAUUUUGGUGCGAGGCGAGCAAGAGCGAGAGCAUAAGCAGCUACGCAACAUUAAAAAGGUUUACUGCCGGAAGAUGAACUUUGUGGGUUUGUGGGGGAGUGGACCGACCGAGGGUGGGUGGCAUCGGAUACAUGAUUAUGUAUAAAUAACCCCAUCGUGUGGGAAUGGGAACGUUGAGAGAAGCUGGCCCGAGAGUAUGCGAGCCUCCAUGGCUGGAAAAGUGUGUAUGAGAGUGGAUUUUGCGUGUAUACAUCGAACCAGGGUUCGGGGGGAUAUCUCGAGCCUCUUGUUGUUGGUCUGUUUGGUUGGGCGAAACCAAUGUGCUUAGUUAGUGCUCCCAGCCCAGUGCCUGCGUUUGAGCGCCGGAGAUGUUCUCGGUGUGCCGUGCAUCCUAAUUCAACUUGUUGUAAUUAUAGCGGCCAGAGGAAAACGCGCGCGUCGGGGUUUUUGUGGGGGCCGCUUGUGCGAGUAUAUGGCCACAACCCGUGCUGGAAUCCAUGCUCUAGCCAGGAUCCACUAGGGCAGCAAGGAAAACCAUAAAAGCGAUUUUAGUCUAAAACUGUGCUCGGCUGACUUUGGAAGCAAUUUCACCAAAGCUCCCGGAUCCAGAACUGUGACGUGGGAAUCCCAAAUCCUUCCGAGUAUCGGUGGUGGCGCUGACCAGAUCCUGCGGUGCAAAUCAGUAAUAACGAUAAAACCGAUUUUGUGGAACAUUUUUGACAACAUUUUCGCGGAGAGGUCUACGCCGGAGCAAAAAAAACCUGUCCCGGAGUGUGGGAUUGACCAACGGAAUAAAAAUCGCGCGUCCAUUAUAGAGUCCUUAAUAGAGUAAAGUGGUUGUUUUUUUACUCGUUCCGCGUUGGUUUUGGCCAACCUCCUGCCAACCAGUUGUGACUGUGUGACUGUGAGUGGUAUUGGGGGAAAAAAGUGACGCCUUCGGUGGGUGUAUGUGUGGCCACUGGAGCACGCCACUCUGGGGAUCGUAGGCCAGCCAGUGUUGCGGUGGUUAAAAGCUUUUUCCUCGCCGAAUUCCGGUUUUGGUUUUUUCGUUCUCUCCUCAUUUUUUGUUGCUCGCACACGUUGGUGCAAUUCGAUUUUCGGCCUCCGCGGUGGGAACAACCUUCACCGUGCGAAUCCCCCAAACGGACGUGACAUCAACGGUGAUACUGCCGCGCUGCUGAUGAGAAUGGUGAUGGAAAAAUAGUCCGGGUGCGAACAGGACCAUAAAAACCUCAACGAGAGCCAACACGCGCGAUUACGCCGACAGAGAGCAGUGGGAUUUUUUCGCCACCAGCACUCAUCCUGACAAAAAUGUGAAGUACUGCGAAAAAAAAAACUCGUGUGUGAAAAUAUAUUUAUUUGUGAUUUGAUACGGACACCGCAGAGUGGUGGUCCAAGGGGUGCUACAAUUGUGUGUUAAGUGACGAAUUCACGGCGGGCAUUCGGAACAGGGAAAAAACGUCCAACUCACGUGUUAUCCUGUUGUUGUUUUUGUUUUAUUUUUCGAACACGGCCGCGGAAACCUCGACACGGAGGUUGCAUCACACCCUCGAUUCACACCCGGUGUUCAAACAGUCAGUGACAGAGUGAUCCAAUCCAUCUCCCGCGCGCGCGUCGGGGGCGGACAGCUGGACUCGUCGAGAUAAACCGUAAACCGCAGUCGAAUACGUGUUGUACACUAUUGAGCAACCACCGACGCGCGGCUAGGCUCGGUCGGCUUCACCAAAAGGAAGGACAUCUGAACUUCCGCAGUGCUAUCGUUUGUGAGUAAAUACGAGUUGACGUGACGAGGAAAAAAAAUUGGCCGAACUGAUCUGGUGGUGCGACGCGGGACCCGAUUGAAUAGAUUAAUUUUUGCGGACAAAGUUGGCGUUCUCUCCCCGGUUCCUCGGGUACUCCUCCUGCAGUGACGACUGGUUCAACAUCAACAACCAUACAUAUAAUUGUAUUCAAUGAAGCAAUGCAGUCACCAAAUUAUUUUCAAUAAGUGAAUAAAAAAAGUGAACAGGUGGUGUACGAAUAGAAUUACCAGUGUGUACAAAGGAACAAAGCGACCGUCCGCAAACGUGAUAACAACAUAAAUCAAAGGAAAUUGAUAUUAAAAAUGCAUUUGACUACGAACAAUACGACGACAAACAGCGGUAGCUCGAACGGGAAUACAGUCGGUAGCAAUAACAAUGGUAGUGGAAGCGGCGGUGGAAGUAGUGGUGGUGGAAGUGGAGGAACCAAUAGCAGCAACAACAACAGCAGUAGUAGUAAUAACAACAACAGUAGCAACAACAACAACGGCAAUGGUGCAGCAGCUGGAGAAAAUGGUCCACCGUCGGCCGCCAGCAUACUGCAGGACACCUACACAAAGAUGACGUCCGAUAUACUGGCCGAACGGACGCUGGGCGAUUUUCUCUCCGAGCAUCCGGGCGAACUGAUUCGAACCGGGAGUCCUCUGUUUGUUUGCACGGUGCUGCCACCGCACUGGCGAUCGAAUAAAACACUUCCGGUUGCGUUCAAGGUCGUUGCGCUCGGUGACGUCGGCGACGGGACAAUGGUGACGGUUCGGGCCGGUAAUGACGAAAAUUACUGCGCCGAACUGCGAAACUGCACAGCUGUGAUGAAAAACCAAGUGGCCAAAUUCAACGACCUCCGGUUUGUGGGGAGAAGCGGACGAGGCAAAAGUUUUACCCUCACCAUAACGAUAUCAACGAGUCCUCCCCAAGUUGCCACCUACAACAAAGCCAUCAAGGUGACCGUCGACGGACCACGAGAGCCCCGGUCGAAAACAAUGUUGUCACCGCUUCUUCUAGGGCAACAGCAGCAGUUCCACUUUGCCUUCGGUCAGCGGCCCUUCCACUUCCCGGCGGAUCCACUGUCCAGCUUCCGGAUGCCACCCAUAGACAUGUCACAAUUUGGACUCGGUACGGCCAACUCCCACUGGAGCUACAGUUCAACAGGCCCGUACUCCCCCUAUCUGACGUCCUGCACCACACCAACCGCAGCUCAGUUCAACAAUCCCGCCCUCGGCUUCACAUGCUCCAGCGGUGAACAAAACGCAGGUCAAGACUUUACCAGCGCCGGAAGAGACUGCGUUCCAAUGCUUCCGGAUUCGACGGCAGCUGACCUGGACCAACACCUCAGUAGUCUCGUAGGAACGCAGCAAACCGCUCAAAUGACUCACCCCAGCUUGAUGACUACCAACGGAAGCAGUAACACCCCCGGAAACGGUACCAAUGGAAACGGAGUUACAUCCCAAGCUAACAGCAUCACAACAACUAACGGUUCCAACGGACUUCUAGUUCCUCGAUAUCAAAGCAAUUCUAGCAACAACGACUACACUCUCCACACCAGUCAAAGUGGACCUCGAAGUCUAAGCGAUUCAUCGCAAGCGGAGUCACCCGUUCAGGAGGAUCUGCUUUCGUCAAAUACGCCAAACUUGGGAGGUGCCGCCAAUCAGAACUUCUCCAGUUUAGUUGUCAACCAAAGUCAAGCCAAUUACGGUGCCAGUGGUGGAAGCUGCAAUGGUUCUCUGUAUCCGGUCCUCCCAGCGAGCCUGCUCUACUCUCAGCUCUACACGGCUGCCAAUCAAACCCACGGAUUCCACAACCAUCCCCUGCAGAACAGCCAUUCGACUUCGCAGAAUGCAUCCAUGCACGCCGGAGAGCUUCAGAGCGUGAUGGAUCAUUUGACGUCAACCACGACCAACGGGGGUCGGCAGCAUCCGAAUCUGAUGGCCAACAACCCGCACACUGAUCUCUCCCUCAUAGGAAACUGUGGAGCGAUGGCUCGAGGAGCGUUGGAGGAACCUGGUGCGAGAGCUCUCGCUGGAGGUCGUGGCGUUCCUCCGCAAGGCCAAGUCCAGUCCGAAAACGGGAACUCCGUCUGGAGACCAUACUGAGGAAAGCUUCAACCGUAGGGCUUAAGUGCAAUAUAAGUGAUUUCUUCAAAAUUUUCUGAUUGUUAUCUCCGAAGAAUAUGUUAACUGUUCUCUAGUUAUGUUGGUGUAUGAUUUAUUUGUUUCAAGAAAUUAAUUUCACUGACUAUUUGUAAAUAUUGAAAUUCAUCCGAUAGCAUUUGGACCCACGGUUGAUGUACACUAAAUUCUACAUGUUAUCAUACUGUGAAACGAAACUAAAGCUCACAAUAUGAUGAGGAGGCAGUGUUGCAUUCUACUCGUCAUUCGAUAUGUAAUGAGAUGUAUACCAUUGUAAGACAAGUUAGUGUAACGAUUCAUUCAAUUCAAAUGGAAACAAUGGAUUUAAACGCAAUGGAAACUCCAGCCACAACCUGUCCCAGUAAACCAAAUCCCAUGUAUUCGUAGUUACCAUAGAUAUGCAGCAGUUCAUCGCUAUUCCAGAACGCCCCCUAUUUUCUAUUGAAACCAAACUGAAAUCCUUAGCCAAAAUGUAGAGAAAUGAAGCGAAAGCCAUAGGCAGAAGAAAUAGCAAAGCAGGACUGUGUUUCCUAUCUUAAUGUGGAAUUUUAUCAAAUUAAUGGUAGAUGGAUGUGACACCGAAUAAAAUUGUAUGAAAUGUCUGAGCUCAUUCAGUAGUAGCAGAUAGUAGCGAAACUCUGGUCAAAGAUGUUUUAGAUAUGGUAGAGACUUCGUAUUUCUACACUGUAAAAUAAUGCUGUGAAUCGAUUACCAAAUAAACGCUAAAAUCCAAUCCUAA
This is a messenger RNA of Aedes albopictus (Asian tiger mosquito), 4976 nucleotides long. RefSeq names its product runt-related transcription factor 2 (gene RunxA). Gene Ontology annotation, cellular component: nucleus. The transcript is spliced from 6 exons. Gene Ontology annotation, molecular function: ATP binding; DNA-binding transcription factor activity, RNA polymerase II-specific; RNA polymerase II cis-regulatory region sequence-specific DNA binding. Gene Ontology annotation, biological process: regulation of DNA-templated transcription. Bases 2417 to 4201 code for a protein of 594 amino acids. The record is from RefSeq and is a predicted model, not a curated record. Lineage: Eukaryota; Metazoa; Arthropoda; Insecta; Diptera; Culicidae.